CUUCACUACCAGCAUGGAGCACCGAGCUCCCACCGGCGGCCUCCCCGCUUUCAUUCAGGCCUAAAGCGGGAAUGAGCCAUUGAGGGAGCGAGGGAUCCGCACAUCCACCCCCGGGAGAUCUGGGGGAGCAGCGCUGACAUCAUGGCCCAGGAGAAGAUGGAGCUGGACGUGGUGGAGAUGCCUGGGGAUGGAAGUCUGAGGAGAUCCAACAGCGCCCCCCAUAUUAACGGACUCAGUGAUCACUCUCAGGUGUUUCAGCCGUACGGAUCCAGAGCGCGCAGGAACAGCACUACUGUAGUCAAUCGCCAGAGUCUGAUCCCAUCAUCCUCUCCUAUCCGUAUACCGAGCAGCAAAUUGUAUCAACUUAAAAGGGAGGAAGGUGUGGACUUAAUGAAUCGUGAGACGGCCCGUGAGCGGGAGAUCCAGACUGCGAUGCAGAUGAGCCUGUCUUGGGAGGAGAGCUUCAGCCUGAGUGAUAAUGAUCUUGAUAAAUUGGAUAAAUAUUCUUCCCCAAAGCGCAUAGAUUUUGUUCCAGUGUCACCAGCUCCCUCACCCACCAGAGGAAUUGGGAAGCAAUGCUUUUCUCCAUCUCUGCAAAUGUUUGUGAGCAGUAACGGCUUGCCUCCGAGCCCUAUCCCCAGCCCUACCAGACGAUUCACCACCAGAAGGAGUCAGAGUCCUAAUUGUAUCCGUCCAAGUGUCCUUGGCCCCAUAAAGAGGAAAAAUGAAAUGGAAAUAGAAAGUCAACCAAAGAGACUGUUUCAAGGAACAACGAACAUGCUUUCUCCUGACGUCACUCAUCUGUCUGAUUUUAGUUGCUUUUCCUCGGACCUUGACAGCAGCAGCAGCAUCGGCUCCUCGUCUGACUCUGCAGCUAAGGAAAGCUGUGUGACCGACUCCCCCGCCGCCUGUUCCAACUCCUGCUCGUCAUUCAUAUCACUGGAUGAUCUGUCACCCAAGUGAAGUGACAAAAGGCCAGGCCACCGUGUCCCUGACCCUUUAUAUUUAAAGACUGUGGGAGAAAGUAACCCUGUGUAAUUUUUUUCCUAUGUUAUUUUUGUAUGUGUAUAUUUUCUAAUCUUCCCUCCGGCCUGAAGGACUCUCAAACAAUGGAGUGGAAGGGUUGUAAUUUGUGUACAGAAGGCUAUGUACAGUACAAUGCCGUUUGCUGCUUGUUCCAGGUAUUUAGCAAAAGGCUAAAUUAUUGCUCUGUUUUUAUUUAUUGUUUUCUGAAGAAAUUCUAUAAUUGCAGAUGGAGAAUGUUAUU
Messenger RNA from Bufo bufo (common toad), 1267 nucleotides. Its product is annotated as PABIR family member 2-like. Gene Ontology annotation, molecular function: protein serine/threonine phosphatase inhibitor activity. Lineage: Eukaryota; Metazoa; Chordata; Amphibia; Anura; Bufonidae. The record is from RefSeq and is a predicted model, not a curated record. The transcript has a single exon. Bases 142 to 963 code for a protein of 273 amino acids.